Antrostomus carolinensis (chuck-will's-widow) is the source of this 536-nucleotide messenger RNA. Its product is annotated as transcriptional enhancer factor TEF-3. Gene Ontology annotation, biological process: hippo signaling; embryonic organ development; regulation of transcription by RNA polymerase II. NCBI's taxonomy places the organism in Eukaryota, Metazoa, Chordata, Aves, Caprimulgiformes, Caprimulgidae. The record is from RefSeq and is a predicted model, not a curated record. Gene Ontology annotation, cellular component: transcription regulator complex. The annotation marks the transcript as partial. The transcript is spliced from 5 exons. Gene Ontology annotation, molecular function: DNA-binding transcription factor activity, RNA polymerase II-specific; RNA polymerase II cis-regulatory region sequence-specific DNA binding.
AGGCAGCUAAAGAUAAAGCCAUGCAGAGUAUGGCUACAAUGUCAUCUGCCCAGAUUAUCUCUGCAACUGCCUUCCAUAGUAAAAUGGCCUUGCCUGGUCUCCCACGGCCAGCCUACCCUGCUGUUUCUGGGUUUUGGCAAGGACCUUUGCCUGGCCAAGCUGGAUCUUCCCAAGACGUGAAACCUUUUUCUCAACAACCUUAUGCUGUACAGCCUCCGCUGCCAUUACCAGGGUUUGAGUCUCCCACUGGUCUCUCGCCUUCCCCAUCAGCACCAGCUUGGCAAGGACGAAGGGUUGCUAGCUCCAAACUUUGGAUGUUAGAAUUCUCUGCGUUCUUGGAACAACAACAAGACCAAGACACGUAUAACAAACACCUGUUUGUGCACAUUGGGCAGUCAAGCCCCAGCUACAACGACCCCUACCUCGAGGCAGUGGAUAUCCGGCAGAUCUAUGACAAGUUCCCUGAGAAGAAAGGGGGCCUGAAGGAGCUCUUUGAGAGGGGGCCAGCUAACGCCUUCUUCCUUGUCAAAUUCUGG